Messenger RNA from Oppia nitens, 1137 nucleotides. RefSeq lists its product as uncharacterized. Bases 1 to 1137 code for a protein of 378 amino acids. NCBI's taxonomy places the organism in Eukaryota, Metazoa, Arthropoda, Arachnida, Sarcoptiformes, Oppiidae. The record is from RefSeq and is a predicted model, not a curated record. The transcript is spliced from 2 exons.
AUGAAGUUAUCGACACUAUUACCACAAUUGAUCCUUAAUUAUAUGUGUUGUAUGGUGUUUGGUGUUCAUCAUAAUAGUAAUCAUAAUAAUCGCGCGGUUUUAGAUCAUAACAAACAGGUGUAUGUCAAACACCGAAGUAAUCUAUGGUAUAUUGAAGACUAUGACGAUGGGAACAGUAGGACAAAACACAGGAGCCGAGUGAAGAAACAUCAACCGGUUUUUCAUAACUAUCAACGAUAUCGACCCGAACUUAACGACACAUUUGUGCCGCAAAUAUUUGCUAACCGAGAGGGCGCCCACCAGCCAUCACUACCGCCUUAUUAUCUGAGCUACGAUUCCGGACAAAAACAUAGAUACGAACCAAUUGAAGACAAACUCUUUGUUAAGCAACAAAUGAAUAGUAAUUUUCAAUCGAUAUCAGAUCUGACAUCAAGGGAACAACACUUUAAUCAAUACAAUAACAUAGACCUGAAUUCAGUGUCCAAAUCAUCGCCAGUUGAGAGCCAAAUAGGUGUGACCGACGACAGCGUUGUUGAUAUGAAGAAUGGGCUGAAACAGACACAGACAUCGACACCGAUACCGAAACCUCAAACGAUUAGCAUAUAUAGCAACGAAAUCAAUGUCGAUCAAUACAAUUAUUAUCAUUAUAACAAUGGACGCCGAGUGGGACCUAAAGGAAUGGGAGGUACUUUCGGUUUCAUAGAACACAACCAUUUCUAUGAGUGCGAUAAACCCAGUCAUCUCGAGCCGGAUCCCAGCAAUUCUGAUAUUUAUAGAAUACCACAAUAUAUUGACUAUUAUUAUAAGUGUAUGUACUUUGAUGACGACCCGAGAACCGAUAAGAGUCGACCGGUUGGUUCGUUAGGUAUGGACGGCUAUUUCGGGUACUAUGAAAAUGGCAAGUAUUUUCAAUGUUUACCGCCGACCAAAUUGUUGCCCGACAAGGAUAACCCGGGUCUCUAUUAUAUACCUAUCAAUAUUUAUUACGAUAAAAGGUGUCUGUAUUUUGGUUUUAAUGUUAGCCAAACUUUUGACUACAAUAAGGGUCAUAAUGGGGUUUAUGCUUCAAAAAUAAAUUUGGAUUUAAGUAAUCUCAUUGUUACAAUACUGCCAAUAUAUAUUUAUGGAUUUAAUUAG